Balearica regulorum gibbericeps (East African grey crowned-crane) is the source of this 1959-nucleotide messenger RNA. The record is from RefSeq and is a predicted model, not a curated record. NCBI's taxonomy places the organism in Eukaryota, Metazoa, Chordata, Aves, Gruiformes, Gruidae.
CUAACAGCACAACUUGGAGACUAUAACGCUUCAAUACAUCAUUCGGGAUAUCUGUCAAAUUACAACUUUAUACCCGAGCAGAACAAAGAUUUUCUUACCAAAGUAGAAUCACUACAUGAGCAACACAGUGGCCUCAAGCAAUCUGAAGCAGAGUCCUGCUACAUAAAUAUAGCACGAACACUUGAAUUCUAUGGAGUGGAAUUGCACAGUGGUAGGGAUCUCCAUAAUCUAGAUCUCAUGAUUGGGAUUGCAUCCGGUGGAAUUGCUGUAUAUAGAAAACUCAUCUGCACAAGCUUCUAUCCCUGGGUGAACAUAUUAAAAAUUUCCUUUAAAAGGAAAAAGUUUUUUAUACAGCAACGGCAGAAACAUAAUGAAUCCAGAGAGCAUAUUGUUGCCUUCAACAUGUUAAAUUACAGAGCAUGCAAAAAUCUGUGGAAAUCUUGUGUAGAGCAUCACACGUUUUUUCAGGCAAAGAAGUCGCUACCUCAUGAAAAAAAGAUAUUGUCACAUUAUUGGACCCUGGGUUCUAGAAAUCCAGCAAAGUCUGUAAACAGCCAGUACUGCAGAAAAGUUAUAGGUGGGAUGGUUUGGAACCCAUCUAUGAGACGAUCUUUAUCUGUUGAGCAUCUAGAGACCAAAAGCCUUCCUUCUCGAUCACCUCCUGUUACCCCUAAUUGGCGGAGUCCUAGACUACGUCAUGAAAUUCGUAAACCACGACACUCAUCUGUAGAUAACCUUACAAAUGAGAUUAGUUAUAUUACUGAAACAGAGGAUGUUUUUUAUACGUAUAAGGGCUCUCCAACGUCAAAGGACAGUGAUUCAGAGUUCUCUCAGAGCCGUAGUCCACAGAGGAGGUCAUCUGAACAGGAAUCACCAAAGAAUGUAUUGGGAAACAGUCCAAGUUCUCUGACCCGUAUCUCACCUAAAGCCUUGGCUCAGUCUCCCAACGGAGUUGGUAACACUUCUGGCUCUUACCCAUUGGAAGGGGUGGAUAAACAGUUCUUAGAAACAUACGAUAACGUUACGAAAAGUAGCUCAACGGAAGAUUCCAGUCAGUACUACUGCGAUAAGAAUGACCUAAUUGAGGGAGAUUUACUUUUGGUGCGUAUCACACCAGAUGAAGAUGGGAAGUUUGGAUUUAAUCUAAAGGGUGGUGUAGAUCAAAAAAUGCCAUUAGUGGUAUCAAGAAUAACGCCAGGAUCACCUGCUGAUAAAUGCAUUCCAAAACUGAAUGAAGGUGAUCAGAUAGUAUUAAUUAAUGGCCGAGAUAUCUCAGAGCACACGCAUGACCAGGUGGUCAUGUUCAUAAAAGCCAGCAGAGAAUCUCACACGAGAGAGCUUGCACUUUUGGUCAGGAGGAAAGUAGUUAAACAGUUUGUGGAGCCUAAAUCAGAAGAUGAAGCUGAUUCCCACAAUCUCCCAGAAUCAAUUAUUCCUAUCUGUUCCGAAUAUGGUGGUGAUACACUGGAGGAGUCUAUGGAACAGCUAAGGAAGGGGCUGGAAAGUGGGACAGUCCUUAUUCAGUUUGAGCAACUUUAUAGAAAGAAACCAGGAUUGGCUGUUACAUGUGCAAAGGUACCUCAGAAUAUGGACAAGAAUAGAUACAAAGAUGUUCUACCUUAUGAUGCCACAAGGAUAAUACUGCAAGGAGAUGAAGAUUACAUUAAUGCAAAUUACGUGAAUAUGGAAAUUCCUUCUGCGGGCAUUGUGAACAGGUACAUUGCUACUCAGGGGCCUCUUCCACACACAUGUGCACACUUCUGGCAAGUAGUCUGGGAUCACAAGUUGUCACUGAUCAUCAUGUUAACAACUCUCACUGAACGAGGACGAACCAAAUGUCAUCAGUAUUGGCCUGAUCCACCAGAGGUAAUGGAAUAUGGCAGCUUUCGUGUCAGAUGCCACUCUGAAGAUUGUACGAUUGCUUAUGUUGUUAGAGAAAUGGUGAUUACAAAUGUUCAG